GGCAGCAAGAGAAGCCAUCAAAAGUACCACCACCAGUUUUGAGAAGUUGCACGGACCCUCAUCAACUCCUAUAUAGCUUCGCUUGCACCGCCAUAAAACGCCCGUCAUUUGGCGCGCAAAUUUGAAACAGAGUUUAUUGCCAGCCUUCUUGAUCCCAAAAUCUAAAGGGCAGAGCGUUGCAAGCCAGCAGUGUCAAUAUGGGGCGUUGUCCCAACAACAAAAACAAAGGGAAGAGGGGGAAAGGGUUACUGCACAAGCAAGCAAGCCGGGGGAAGUUUCUGCGGAAAGGUGACGAUAUGAUCUAUGACGCCCUAAAAGCUGCGACCGACACGGGCGCCAAGGUUGCCCAUGACAAGGACGAGGACCUGCCGGGUAUGGGGCAGCACUACUGCGUCCACUGCGAUCGACACUUUUCUUCGGCUGAUGUAAGGGAGAAACACAACGAAACACGGCCACAUAAAAGGAGGGUAAAGCUUCUGGCAAAAGAAGCUCCACACACGCAACUUGACGCCGACCUAGCAUCAGGCAUGGGCAAGCCCGACAACGGGCCUAGGUUACGGUCGUCAAACGCCCCUGGCAUCUCAAUCGCGCCCAUGGCUGUAAGCUUUUGAGUCCGAUGGCUGCUAGCGAUAGUUGUGUUUUGUUAUUGCUUCCAAGGUACGAUUCCUAAGAAACGUCUAGUUGAGAAGUGUACCUUGUAGGAGGAUCAGAAAUGUACAUAGAUACUGUGGUCUGCAUGUGCUCUCCGUUCAACAUUGAGAAAUUCAAGUCUCAUAAUGAUGCGCUUACUGAUUCCACAUUAUCAUACUAAGUAACGGGUGCCGCAU
Molecule: messenger RNA, 827 nt
Organism: Klebsormidium nitens
Lineage: Eukaryota; Viridiplantae; Streptophyta; Klebsormidiophyceae; Klebsormidiales; Klebsormidiaceae
Source: the annotation of a GenBank genome assembly